AUGACUCGGGAUCAGAUCCCCGAGCCCGAAACGCGAUCGUCCCUUCUCGCCGAGAUGGUGCGGCUGAAUCGGAUAUUGUUACAGAUCAACGAUUUCAAUAUGCGUGCUUCCACCGAGGAAUUGGAUCUGGACACCAUCUUGGGCCACGUGCAGGAUCUGUCCGAUCAGCUCGACGUGUGGCUCAGAGACUUACCGGACCACAUACGAGACACCCGGGCCAACAUGGAAAGAUACGCAGCUCAAGGAUUGGGUCGUGUCUUCGCAGCGAUCUAUUUAGGGUAUUACCACUACGGCCAGAUGCUCUUCUACCGAUUCCUCCACGAAGAUUCCCAAUCCUCCUCCACACGAACACGACAGUAUGCGGGUAAAUGCAAAGACCACGCCCGGGGUCUCUGCGACAUUGUUUACGCCUCUGAGGAAGUCCCAGGCUGCGACGUCAGGUACAACAUGGUGGGCCACGUCCUAGUCAUCGCAUCCACGGUACAAAUACAUAGCUUGUUGUUUGAAGCGGACGAGCAACAAGUGGCGCUGGCGAGAAGUCGCCUUGAAAAGAAUUACGUCUUCCUUAUCCGCCUGCGGAGCCUAUGGCCGACGCUGGAAUUUUGCAUGGAUAGACUCAUGGCGUUUCAUGAAGCCUGUAAGAACUCUGCCGAUACUACCUUCUAUAUGGAUCGGUGGAUGGUGCGCUUUUUGGUAGAGUUCGCGAGUCCGGUAGGUGAUCGGGAUUCUUGUGCAAAGGAUCGGAGCCCUUGGUCACUUGAGCUUCUCAUCCAUCCCAACGAAGUGACCCACGGCUCUUAG
This is a messenger RNA of Aspergillus terreus NIH2624, 801 nucleotides long. RefSeq lists its product as uncharacterized. Gene Ontology annotation, cellular component: nucleus. Lineage: Eukaryota; Fungi; Ascomycota; Eurotiomycetes; Eurotiales; Aspergillaceae. Bases 1 to 801 code for a protein of 266 amino acids. The record is from RefSeq and is a predicted model, not a curated record. The transcript has a single exon.